Messenger RNA from Closterium sp. NIES-65, 2271 nucleotides. NCBI's taxonomy places the organism in Eukaryota, Viridiplantae, Streptophyta, Zygnematophyceae, Desmidiales, Closteriaceae. The record is from the annotation of a GenBank genome assembly.
AUGGAUCCCACAGAAGAGCAUACGGCUUUUUCUGCUCCUCCUGCUCUCCCUUCUGCCUUCGCCAGUGCGAUGCAAAUCCAAGACCCAUUCCUGGCGUCUGCACCAGUCGGUUCUGAUCCCCUUGUUGCUGGCCUUGCUGUUGCUGCGACAGGGCCUUCCCUCCCAGAAGCACAUCUCCAUUCGUCAUCCGGGCUAUUUUCUCUCCCGGCAGCCUUCCCCUUCGCUGAUAAAGCUUUGUCAUCGCCAGGGCUUCUGGCUGUAUUAGACGAGCCUGCAUCCCCGUUACAAGCACACUGCCCAAUGGCUGUAGCGCCACAUGCGUCCCUGGAGUGUACUGCGGAGAGUAAUCUGGCUCGUAGCCUAACCAGCAGCCGUUGCAGGAGGGCGCGUUUGAACCCUCAGCUGCAACCUCAUGAGGAGAUUGAGAAGCUUCCUGAAACGAGGGGAAGAGGGGAGAUCGUGGGAAGCAGGGAAACUGGAGAUAUGGAGAAGAAGGACGGUGUCUUGGCUGGAGAGCGAGGGAGAGCAAGGGGUUUGCCAGUGGACGAGGCAACGAUGUUGCUGCAGGAGCAGCAACCUGAAGUUCAUGAGGAGGAGCCUAAAGUGGUCACACACCUACGUACUCAGCAGAAGCGGGAGGAGCAGGAGGAGCGACAUCAACAGCAGGAGCUGCAGCGGCAGCAACAGCAGCAACAGCAGCAGCAGGAGGAGGAGCAGCAGCAGCAGCAAUCUUCUCUGUUACCUGGCAGUAAAAUGGCAGGAAUUGGAGGGCUGUGGAGGCCAGGGUGGCUGGGCGGCAGUCCCAAGGUGAUGGACUACGAGUGCAGAUUCUGCGGCAAGGGAUUUGAUUCUCCUCGGGCGCUUGGAGGGCACAUGAAUCUGCACAGGAAGGAGCGCAAGCUAGAAGACGAGUUUUUGCAAGAGGCCGAGGCGCAAGCCAGGCCUCCCAUGGGACCCUCCACCCACUCCAACCCAUCCCCACCACAGCAUCCACGCCUCCCUUCUCCCUCCACGGACCCCUUUCUCUCCACCCUCUCCCCAGAGGUUCUCCAAUCUCUCUUCCUCCGCUCGUGCCCCCCUGAAACAGCUGCUGCUGACCCUGUAACUCCUCGUGCGGUUACCGCAGCAGCCUCCUUCGCACCUGCCCAUCCUGCUUCUGUUCCUCCCUCGCUUGCACCCCUCCCUGCUGCUGCAGUACCACCGGUUACCAUGCCAUUUACCCUCCCACUGGUUACUGUACCACCGGUUGCCACAUUUUCUCAGCAUCGGUCCCAUCUUGCCCCACCUGUACCCACUAGUCAGCUGGAAGCAAUACCACCUGAACUGUCGGCGGCGCGGCAGCUUGACCUGCAACAGCAGCAGCAGCAGCAGGAGGAGGAGGAGGAGGAGUUGUUGAGUCAGCUGUUGGCGUUGACAGAGCAGCAAGCACAGCCAGGCACGGGUGGGGUGUUAGAGCAGCAGGGCAAGGCAGAGCAACAGCAGGGGAGGAGCAGUCAAGCAAAAGCACAUGUGGCAGCACUUAAUCCGGGCCAGGGGAGAUUUGGAGGAGGUGGAGGAGUGGGAGGAGUGGGAGGAGGAAAGGGGUCUGUGCAAGAUUUGACGGCUUUGGAUUGGCUGCCUGCAGCCUCGCACCUCCAGGGCUUGUCUUUGCCGUCUGUGACUGUGCCUGAUGUGACUUUUCCUGAUGUGACUAUGGCUGGUGUGACUUCUGGACCUCUUGCCUCUGCUAUCGCUUCAGCUCUUGCUGCGGUUACACCUUCUGCAUUCAUACCGUCACUGGCUAAGCCUUCUCUAGUUGCACCUUCACUAGUUACACCUCUGCUGACGCCUUCACUGGUGAGGCCUCCUCCAGACCUUGCUGCAUCUGCCGUUUCAACUCCUGCUGCCACUGCUCACCUGGUCACUCCACAGCAGCAGCAGCCAUGGACCACCGGGUUCGCCCUUGGCAGCCAGCAACAGCCGCAGCAACCUUUGAGUUCUCGGCCUGUCAUGAGGCAGCAGCAGCAGGUUGGGGCUCUGCCAGGGCGGCCAUUGCAAGGGGGGGGUGCAGGAAGGAGUGAGGAUGAGGAGCUGGCACAGCUGGAACAGCUUCGCCAGUUGUUGCUCUUACAGGAGCAGCUUAUAAGGGAUCAACCAGGGAAGGAGGGGCUUCAGUUGAAGAGGCAGGGGUUGGUGGGGAUGAAAGGAGGUGAUUGGUGCGGUGACUUGAGCCAGCAGGUGGAGAGAGAGGUGGUAGCCGAGCGUGAGGGGCAGUGCCGUUCAGAGGAAUAG